Molecule: messenger RNA, 1933 nt
Organism: Aspergillus wentii DTO 134E9
Lineage: Eukaryota; Fungi; Ascomycota; Eurotiomycetes; Eurotiales; Aspergillaceae
Exons: 2
Coding region: 195-1715 (506 amino acids)
Source: RefSeq, a predicted model, not a curated record
AUUCUUCUUCCUCGUCAUUUCUUCUGCCGGUCUCAAUCUCUUUUCAUAGUCAUCGAGACUAUUGGAUUGCUUCUUGUUUUGUUACUCCCGAUUCACGAUCCCUCGAGCGUUACCAUUGUGGUUCCGAAGUGAUUGUUUUUGCCAAUCAACUAUUGACACACUACUGGAGUCGGGCUUGAUGAAAUACGCAGACCAUGAAGCUGUUAGCUAUCCCUAGUGAGGAGGAAUUCGACUCAUUUCCUCCUGCUUUGAGACGGAAGUUCUUCUCGAAUGUCGAACGCUUCCGCAUGCGCCUCGCGCACAGCGAUCCUGACCAUGUCCUCGACUAUCAAUUCAAUACUAGCCCGUCCAGUGCACCUCGUUGCCUCCACUUUCGCACCUUCCGGAGUCGGCCUUCAUCGGUAGCGAAGCCUUUCAGCAGCAAAAGGCGUCGUCGCUUGGAGAAACCAUUGUUCAACUAUCCUCCCUCUUUCUCCUAUGUCCCUCAUAAGCGGUCCAAACCCGGUUCCCUUAAGGUGGCUUAUCUUGCGACUCAGGCCGACUCGCAAUGUUUCCAUUCACUCCCACCUAAAGUCCAGCAAAAACACUUCUCUAGAGAAGAGCAACUCCGUCUCCGCCAGGUCUAUUGCGAGAGCGUGAUUCUUGACGCCGCAGACGAGACCCUGUACCGGUUAGAGCAAAAGGAACGUCGACCUCGCUGGUCUUCAGAGAGCCUGCCGUCAGAGACUACCACCCCCUUCUCUCAGUCGUCCACCCUUUACCUGUCUGAUUCAGACUCAGAAUCAGAGGACGAAAUGGACGACUCGCUGUACGACAGUUUCCGGUGGUUGGAUGAAGAUGGAGAUCUCGACCUAACCCUUGAUGAAUACCAUGCACACGUCGUCAAUACAACAUCAAAGCCGGCACCUCGCAGGAUGCCUUCUUUCCGGAGAACCCUAUCAUUCAACUCAAACAAUUUGGCUCGCAAACCAAUGGCCUCUAUUGCGCACAGGAGGAUCCCGGCAUCGAGUCAGUCCUCCAAUGUUCCUUCUUCACUGGCCAAUAUUAUUGGCCGCACCUCCACUACAUCUCGGCCCUCGUCAAGUCACCGACAGGUUCAGCAUGCUCCCCGUUCUUCUACUUCGAGCAUCGAUCCCUCUGCACAAUACUAUCAAGACCCCGAAGCCCGUCUCAAGCUCAGAGUCUACCUAGCAUCACCGCAAAAGUUUGAUGAGGCAAUCGAAUUUGGGUUCCCGGCAGUGGAAAACAACAAGGAGAAUCUUCCUCUGGAAAGUCCAGAGAUCAUUGUGCCCGGAUCCACGCCAAACCCGCAAGAAUACACCGGCACAUUUUUCAAGGAAGAAGAUGAGAUUUCAGUUGGUGGGGAUAAAGAAGGAAAGACUCAAUCAGUCAUAUCCCGGUUGUCUCCUAUUGCCAAAGAGUUUCCAAGUCCAACCAAUGCUACCUUUUUGGGGAACAAGCGGCAUUCGUCAAUGCCAACUCCCAAGCCUGGCCCUCACCGGAUUCCAGGUAACCGGGAGAUGACUCUAAAAAUGACCUUGACUCGCCCUGAUCUCCGGACAGAAUCACCGUCUGUCUCCCCAUCAUCUGCGGAGGACCCAUUGAAAUUGGCAGAUCUCCCUCCAGCCAGUAGCAGUCCAUAUACUUGGGAAUUAGACACGGACGACCAGAGCAUAAUGAAGAAGAUGUGGCGCAAGUUUCGGAAACGAUGUUGAACCUUGUCAAGCCCAAGUGUUCAUCAGUUUGAUGCUGCUUCUUCACGCUUCUACUUCUUUCCCCCACGAUUGACGAAUCCGGCCUUUCUCUCUAUUUCCGCCUCAUUUACUUGCAAUGUCCUCAUUCGCAUACAUAUUUUAACUGCAUUUUGAACUAGCAUUGCCCGCAUCACCUUUCCAUUUUGAGAGAGACGGCUCUGUUAUGAUUGUACAUAUUU